Messenger RNA from Colletotrichum gloeosporioides, 4365 nucleotides. Its product is annotated as pH-response regulator protein palA/prr-1. Lineage: Eukaryota; Fungi; Ascomycota; Sordariomycetes; Glomerellales; Glomerellaceae. The record is from RefSeq and is a predicted model, not a curated record. Gene Ontology annotation, molecular function: glycosyltransferase activity; protein binding. Gene Ontology annotation, cellular component: endosome; membrane. The transcript has 5 exons. The annotation marks the transcript as partial.
CAUAAGGAAGAGGAACCCUCGACGACAACCGACGACCUCACCUCAUCGCUCAGACUGCUCGCUCACACAAACACCAAGCCGAACAACCCCCCUACAGCCGUCAAGCUGGACGAAAAACAACUAGACCGUCUUAUUCGGACAAUGGGCGCUAAGCUGCCUGGUCCGGUUCGCGCUUGCAGUAUGCGAAACCCACUCACGAGAACGCUGCUUUUUGCAGUCGUCAUCCUGGUCAUCAUGGCCCUCACUCUCAGAAACGACGCCAUCGACGUCCGCGGCCGUAUUAUGAAGACCGGUGCCGGAGUCAAGUCCUCCAUCACCCACCAGCAGCCUUUGGACCCCGUUAAGUCUCAUGGCUCAUCAUCUCUCUCCGACAAGAUCCCCGCCGAGCCGGCCCCCUCAUCCACUCACGUCAUGAACUGCGAUGUCAACACCGACCACCUGAAGCAGGUCAAGGACAAGUAUGGCCUCGACAACAAGAUCCACUACUUCAAGCGCUACGUCAAGUUCACCCGCAAGAACAUAAUUCGAAAGGCCUACACCGUCCUCGACCAGGAGUUCCUGCCCAAGAAGUUCAAGACGGUUGAUGUCACCAAGUCCUACGCUCCCGAGGAGUGCCACGCUCCUCUCGAGCUCCCCGUCCCUCAAUCCCCUUACCCUGCCACUGUCAACGCCUCUGACUUCAUGUUCGCUGUUUCCACCACCUACAAGCGUUUCAACGACCCCAAGACGAGCCCGAUCAAGGAGUGGUCUCACUGGCUUACCGACAGCAACGGCAAGUCCAACGGGGGAAAGCUUCUGCUUCUCCUUCUGGACGCUAGCGACGCUGAGCUCAAGGAUGCUAGCGACAGGCUCAAGCGUGUCGGCAUUGACGUGGAUGUGGCCCACUCCGACCCUUCCAUGGAGAUGGCUGUUCGCUACCUGACUCUUGUUCCCUACCUUUACAACCAUCCCGACCGCAAGUCGAAGAAGUGGCUGGUUACCUGCGACGACGAUACCUAUUUCCCCAGCAUGCACGGUCUCAUCGACAAGUUCGCCACUUUCGAUCACCUCGACCCUCUGUACGUUGGAACCCUUUCUGAGGAUGUCAACGCUAUCCACCGCCACGGUUCCCAGGCCUUCGGCGGUGCUGGUGUCUUCCUCAGCGUUCCCCUGGCUGCUGCCAUCAACCAGCUGUACGAGUCUUGCAAGACCCCCCAGAAGGUCAAGGAAGCCAACUCCGGCUGGGGUCCCCAGGGCGAUAUUCUCCUCCGCAAGUGCAUCUACGAAAACACCGAGGUCCGCCUCACCAAUAUCUGGGAUCUGUGGCAGCUCGACCUGUACGGCGACCCGGCCGGUUUCUACGAGAGUGGCAUCAAGCCCUUGAGCUUGCACCACUACAAGGGCGGCGGCUGGCACUUUGCCAAGCCCUUCCAGACCACCAAGGUUUCUCACGCCUGCGGCGAGGACUGCCCGUACCAGCGAUUUAUCACGUCCGACGACUUCAUCAUCGCCAACGGCUUCAGCGUUGCCCACUACCCGCAAGGCAUCGACUUCAACCUCGAUCAGAUGGAGCGCACCUUUACUCCCGCCCCCGAUGACAUUGGCUGGAACUUGGACUACAUGUUCGGCCCCCAGCGCAGAUCUCUGCACAAGACUGGCCGCAAGAUUGCCUGGGAGCUCCAGGAGGCUCACGUUCAGGAGGACGGUUCCGUACUCCAGAUCUACACCCGCAGGAAGGACGACGAGCGCUGGGUCGAGGAGGACGGCGAGCCGAUGAGCAAGAUCGACGGCGUUAUCGAGCUUGUUAUAUCGAACAUCCUGUCGCUGCCCUUCCGCAAAUCCACCCAACUGUCGCUGUCCUCGACGAUACGGCAGUACAUCAACACCAAAUAUGACCAGCACCCGGACAUGUUCCGGCAGGACCUUGAGGUCAUCGAUGCCCUCCGACGCGAUGCGGUCAACGUGAGAGAGCCGCACCCCAGCGGCAUCAAGAAGCUCCAGGCCUACGCCGGACAGCUCGUGUGGAUCGGUGGAAAGUUCCCGAUUGACAUUGGCGCCGAGUUCACCUGGUACCCAGCCCUGGGCUACAACACCGAGCGACCGAUGGUCCGCAACAACCUCAAGUACGAGCUCAUGAACAUCCUCUACAACCUCGCCUCCCUCUACUCCCAGCUCGCCGUCGCCCAGUCCCGCACGGGCACAGAGGGCCUCAAGACCGCCGCGGGCUACUUCUCGUCCGCCGCGGGCGUGCUCCAGCACAUGCAGAAGGAGAUCCUCCCCGAACUGCGCAUGUCGGACCCGCCCGAGGACAUGGACGCCAACACGCUCGAGUCGCUGGCGCAGCUGCUGCUCGCGCAGUCGCAGGAGUGCUUCUGGCAGAAGGCCGUUAUGGACGGGUACAAGGACGCCAUCAUCGCCCGGCUGGCGGCGCGCGUGUCGGACCUGUACAACUCGGCGGGCGAGGCGGCGAUGAAGAGCGAGGCGAUCAGCUCCGCGUGGAUCCACCACAUGAGCGCGAAGCACCACCACUUUGCGGGCGCCGCGCAGUACCGCGCCGCGUGCGACUGCUUGGAGAAGAGGAAGUACGGCGAGGAGGUUGCGAGGUUGCAGGACGCGGUGGCGUGCGUCAACGAAGGGCUGAAGGAGAGCAGGGGCGGGUACCUCAACAAAGCUGUUCUCGAUGACCUGAAUGGCCUGAAGAGGAAGGUUGAGGAGGAUCUGAAGCGGGCGGAGAAGGACAACGACGUGAUUUAUCUCAAUCCCGUACCGCCCAAGUCUGAACUCAAGAUCCUCGACAGGGCGAACAUGGCCAUCGCUAAGGUUCCGCCUCAAGUGGGCAACCCGUUCGAUUACCUCGGAGACCAGGCCGAGUUCGGGCCCGCCCUCUUCACAAAACUCGUGCCGUUCUCCGUGCACGCCGCCAUCACCAUCUACGAACAACUCCGCGAUCGCAUUGUCAACGAGAAUAUUAUUGGUCAGAUGGAGACUCAGACUGAGAAGCUCCACCAGAUUCUCAGCUCUAUCAACCUGCCGGGCUCAUUACAGGCGCUCGAGAAGCCUCUCGGUUUGCCUCACAGCCUGGUUCACCACGCCGAGGAGAUUCGCCAGGCUGACGCCAUUGGACGCAUCCAGCGAGCGUUCUCCGAUAUCGACAAACUCCGGAAUGCAGAUAUUUCAGUCUUCAAUGAGGGCAAAGCUAUUCUUACAGCAGAGGAGGAAGAGGACCAGAGGCUUAGACGGAAGUACGGUACCGACAGGUGGUCGAGACCAGACAGCCGGAGCGAUCCUCAGGGCGCUGCAUUCUGGGGACAGGUGGCAGAAAUCGAGGGCUACUUUGCCAGCAGUACGAGCAGUGACGCGCUUGUGCGAGAGAAGUACAGAGAGGUCCAGGACUUGCUGGAGAUGCUGUCCGGAUCGGACCGAGCUCUUAUGGACUACGUCCCUUCAAGCAGACGGAUGGACAUCCCCGAGCCUUUGAAGCCAGUCAUAGGAAGACUGCGUGGGGCCUACAAUGACGUCCUCCGUCUCGAAUCGAGAAGGAGAAAGAAGGCCGAGGCACUGAGGGAGAAGGCAAGAACGGACGACAUCAAGCCCGACAUUCUCAAAGAGGCUGCCCGUCUUGAGCGGACGUACCCGACAACAGCCAUCGUCCCGGCGCACUUUGAAGAGUUUUUCGAGAAGCGUCUUGACAAGCUCUACGAUGGAGACAUUGAAGCUGUGGCAAAGGAAGAGGACGAACAGGACCGGCUCAUGACGGAGGUGCAACGGGUUAACCGGGAGUUCGAGAGCCAGAAGAAGAAUCUUACCAGCGGCAGCAGGGAGCGCGAGCAAGCGUUGCAGAGGUUGGACAACGCGUACUACAAGUACAAGGAGAUUGUCAACAACGUGGACGUGGGCCGCAAGUUCUACAACGACCUGAGCAAAGUGGUCGGCCAGAACUUCCGGGACCCGGUCAAGGCGUGGGCUGCGGAGCGGCGGAUGGACGCCAAGAGUCUCGAAGAGGAGGUCAACAUGCCGCCUCUCGGCUCUCUCAACAUCAACAGGUCCCCAGUCCACUCGCCCGCUGGCUCAACGUACGACCAACGCACAAACAACUCCUACUUCAAUGCCAGUGUCGUCCCCGGCUCCUCACCGCCUCAGCAGCAGGCCUCAAGACAGGAGGUGGUGCAUCCUCCUGCCGAGGCACACAUCCAGUCAUGGGCGGGCUCGACCGUCGAACCGCAACAUCCCAGGCCAACUAGCAUGUGGCAGCCCGAUAUGGGGAUCAAGUUCUCGGCACCGGCCGGCUCGUCGGCUGCGCCCACCACGCAGCAAGCGCAGGGAUCGGGGAGCAAGCCCCCGCAGGGCGGCACCUGGGACCCGGGCUCCGGAAUAAGAUUCGGAUAG